Molecule: messenger RNA, 369 nt
Organism: Miscanthus lutarioriparius
Lineage: Eukaryota; Viridiplantae; Streptophyta; Magnoliopsida; Poales; Poaceae
Source: the annotation of a GenBank genome assembly
AUGGAUGGUGCUUCAGGUUCAGGGUUCGGCGGGGUGUGGCUUGUGGAUGGUUCGGAUGCGGCAUUUUCCUCCGAUAAGUUGAGGUACUUUUGCCAACUCUCAGAGGCGGAUCCUAAAGCCGACCCAGAAGAAUUCAUCCAAUUUAUGAGAGCGGAUUCGCUACCGAAGAAGACCCCAAGAGAGAAAGAAUCACCAAGGCGAGACUCCCAGGGCAGCCCAUCUUUCUCAAAAAGGAAGAGAGGUCACUGCUUCUACGACGAUAGGCGUAAAGGCAUGAUUAGUUCCACAAAUCUCACUGCACUGACCAUAGUAAACUCCUUCUCGUUGUACCGAGAUGGAGUGGAAAGGGAUGCUAGCCGGCUUUGGUGA